Molecule: messenger RNA, 1482 nt
Organism: Caenorhabditis remanei
Lineage: Eukaryota; Metazoa; Nematoda; Chromadorea; Rhabditida; Rhabditidae
Exons: 7
Coding region: 1-1482 (493 amino acids)
Biological process (GO): embryo development
Source: RefSeq, a predicted model, not a curated record
AUGAAGGUGAACAAUAUGCUCAUUGAUGUUUGUGAGAAGAAUGCAACUCAACAAAUUAUUCAGUGUAAUUCCAAUCAGUUCGAAUCCCGUGUUGUCCCUAUGUUGAUACACCUGGACAAAAUAUUCUAUCGAAUGAAAAUUGCACUCGGAAUUAACCUGACAACACUGAAUGAAAUGAGAGGGAUACUGUGCCAUCCGAUCUUUAGAAAAUGUGGUUAUCUCCAGUUUCGCGGGAAAAAUGAAGUGUUGUCGAAUGAGGACUGUGAAUAUAUAUUGGAUAAGACCCAGCCGAAUCGGGGAAUCACUAUAUUAAGCAAAUUGAGUCCUGAUUUCGACUUCAAAAAGAUUCUUCACUUCUCCCGCCUUCGCAUACCAAGCCUUGGUAAGAUGCCUCUUGAAGAGUUGAAGGCGUUGGAUUGUGAAAUCGCGAAUCUGGGGAAUCAUCAAUUCAAGGAAGUUGAUCUGAAUGAUUUCCUCCAUCACUGGAUUAACGGAAACAAUAGAAAAUUGAGACGUCUUAAGCUGGAUGGAUUCGAAGAUGCUCCGAAUUGGAAUGUUCUUUUGAAAGACAUCCCUCAUACGGAAUGGAAUCCAAAAGAGAGAGGAAGAUGUUACAAAUCUAAAUACACGCAUACAGAGGAGACAAUCGAUUGUGAGAAUGGGAAGGAUUUCAAGAAUAAGGAUGGACAACUGGCUACUGUAGUUCAUCAUUCGGAAUACCUAGAUAUUCUCAUUUGGAAUGACCAGUUCCCAGAUGAGAAGGACACAGAAGAAAAGGUAAUUUAUUGUAACUCCAACCAAUUCGGAUACGGAGUUAUUAAUGUCUUGACACAUUUUGACAAGAUAUUUCACCGAAUUGAUAUUGCACUUGGAAUAGAACUCAAUGCAUUGAACGAAAUGAGAGGGAUACUGUGUCAUCCGAUUUUUAAGAAAUGUGGUUAUCUGCAGUUUCGUGGGAAAAAUGAGACAUUGACGAAUGAGGACUGUGAAUAUGUAUUGGAUAAGACCCAGCCGAAUCGGGGAAUCACUAUAUUAAGCAAAUUGAGUCCUGAUUUCGACUUCAAAAAGAUUCUUCACUUCUCCCGCCUUCGUGUACCAAACCUUGGUAAGAUGCCUCUUGAAGACUUGAAGGCGUUGGAUUGUGAAAUCGCGAAUCUGGGGAAUCAUCAAUUCAAGGAAGUUGAUCUGAAUGAUUUCCUCCAUCACUGGAUUAACGGAAACAAUAGAAAAUUGAGACGUCUUAAGCUGGAUGGAUUCGAAGAUGCUCCGAAUUGGAAUGUUCUUUUGAAAGACAUCCCUCAUACGGAAUGGAAUUCAAAAGAGAGAGGAAGAUAUUACAAAUCUAAAUACACGCAUACAGAGGAGACAAUCGAUUGUGAGAAUGGGAAGGAUUUCAGGAAUAAGGAUGGACAACUGGCUACUGUAGUUCAUCAUUCGGAAUUCUUGGAUUUUCUCAUUUGGAAUGACAGAUUCCCAGAGUAA